Molecule: messenger RNA, 1587 nt
Organism: Coprinopsis cinerea okayama7#130
Lineage: Eukaryota; Fungi; Basidiomycota; Agaricomycetes; Agaricales; Psathyrellaceae
Product: cytochrome P450 78A3p
Exons: 11
Coding region: 1-1587 (528 amino acids)
Molecular function (GO): heme binding; monooxygenase activity; oxidoreductase activity, acting on paired donors, with incorporation or reduction of molecular oxygen
Source: RefSeq, a predicted model, not a curated record
AUGGACCAUCUCUCGAAAUUUGACCUAUCCGACAUCUCCACCCCGACGCUUGCAUGUGGAGCAGCAUCUCUCGCUCUCCUUCUGGCGUACGCCAAAUCGCGAAGGUCGUCGAGACCACCCAAACCUCCAGGGCCCAAGGGAUACCCUAUCAUUGGUAACCUAUUCGACAUCCCGCAGAGACGCGUUUGGGAGGGAUACAAGGAACUAUCAGAGAAAUAUGGUGACAUGGUAUACGUCGAGGCGUUCGGACAAUCCAUAUUGGUCGUCUCCUCUCUGAAAAGAGUGAAGGACCUGUUCGAUAAACGGCAAAACAUCUACUCCGAUCGACCUUGUACGCCCAUGCUCGUCGAUCUGAUGGACUUUGGCCAUUACAUGAGCGUAAUGCCAUACGACAAUUGGUACAAACGUCACAGGAAGGUCUUCCGACAACAAGCCGAACACAACGUUGCCGCCUGGCAUCCCGUCAUCAAGUCCCAAGCAAUUGAUUUCCUCAAAAGCGUGCUGGCCACACCCGAGAACUGGAGUGUCCAUGUUAAGCAGUUGUUCAGCGCUACCGUCGUUGAAAUCACAUAUGGCGUCAAGACAUCAUCGCCCGAGGACCCAUUCACGAAGGACAUGAACCAAGUCGCCGACGGAUUCGGGGAAGCUGCUCUCCCAGGGAGGUUUCUAGUCGACGUCUUCCCGUUCCUCAAAUACGUCCCGAGUUGGCUGCCAGGUGCUGGAUUCAAGAGGUUUGCUGAAUACUAUAAAGAUCUGGACCAUAGGGCGAGGAAUAAGCCUUUUGACCACGUCCUCAAAGCCAUGAAAGCAGGAACUUCACCUCCUUGUAUGGUCUCCAACAUGGUCUCAGUCCUCCCAGAAGAGGGUAGCCCAGCGAGGUCAGAAGAGGAGCAGAUUGCUCGCAACGUAGCUUCCAUCACACAUGCAGCUGGAGCAGAAACUUCUAUGGGAACCGCAACAGCCUUCUACGUCUUCAUGGCACUAAACCCCGAGGUGCAACGGAGAGCACAGGAGGAACUCGACAGGGUCGUAGGCCCUGUGCGACUCCCAGAGAUUAACGAUAGGGAAGGCUUGGUGUACAUAACCGCCAUCCUGAAGGAAGUUCUCAGAAUGCAUCAAACGACUCCGAUGGCCCUCCCGCACUCCGCUGCGACCGACGAUAUCUACGAUGGCUAUUUCAUCCCUAAGGGAACUGUGGUACUGGGCAAUGCAUGGCAAAUCCUGCAUGACCCCGAAGUCUUCGACGAACCAUUCGCAUUUAAACCAGAAAGGUACAUCAAGGAUGGCAAGAUUGACCACACAGUCGUCGAUGCAACCGCCGCUGCGUUCGGAUAUGGCCGAAGAAUGGGGCUGACACGGUCCCGCGACUCUAGGAUCUGCCCGGGUCGCCACAUGGCAAUGGACACCUUGUUCUAUACCAUUGCGUGCACACUAGCCAUGUUCGACAUCGCCGCGCCCAAAGACGAGAACGGCGAACCCACCAUCCGAUACGAGACUACCGAUGGUGCAUUGUCACACCCCGUACCUGUUCAAUGCUUCUUGACUCCCCGAUCUCCCGAGCAUGCGAGAUACAUUCGAAGUCUAUGA